UGCACGAAGUAGUUUAGGUGUCACUAUUCGCCAAACAUGGACGACGAUGGCGGGAAACUUGAUUUGGCCCAACUGCGAAAUCUUGUUAGAACAUAUAUUGACAAUCAUCUGUACCAUACUGCAUUGUUUUGGGCAGAUAAAGCGUGCUCCUUGUCCAGCAACAGCCAGCAAGAUAUUAUUUGGCUAGCACAGACUAUGCUAUUGACAGGACAGUACGAAAGAGCGGCAGAACUGUUGAAAAAGCACGGCCUAGUGAAUUGUAGUCCAAUCGCCAAAUAUAUCGUAGCAAAAUGCUAUGCAGAGCGAAAAGAAUGGGACAAAGUGCUGGAUAUACUUGAAAAUGAUCAAGUGGAUGUUAGUUCUUGUGAUGAGCAGGGAGAUAUUUCCAAGUUUGAAGGACCAAUUUGUGGUCGGAAAAUUGAAAGUGCCAUCUGUUUGUUGAAGGGGAUGGCGUACGAGGGGUCUGGAAACAGUAUUAUCAUAAAGAGUUUUGCUGCAGAUGCAUUCAAGGAGGCGUUACGACUUGAUGUUUAUUGCUUUGAGGCGUUCGAUUUCCUAACUGCACACAACAUGAUGACUGCACAAGAAGAACUGGACUUGAUUGAGUCACUCCCAUUUUCAACGCAGUGUUCAAAAGAAGAAGCCGACUUUGUUAGGUUUCUGUAUGAAAGUAAAAUCAAGCAAUAUUGUAAGCCAGUCGACCCGAAACUUCCAAAUCACCUUGAGGCUCUGAACGAAAACCUUGAUGUAGUUACCAGUCAUGCUGUAAGGCAUUUCAAUAGCUGUGACUUCAAGAUGUGUUACAAGCUUUCAUCUGCAGUAAUGACAAAGGACCAGUUUCAUGAGAGCUGUUUGCCUGUGCACAUAUCAUGUUUGGUAGAGUUAAAAAAGAAGAAUGAACUCUACCACCUUGCCUCUCGAUUGGUUAAUAACUACCCUAAAAGAGCCAUCUCAUGGCAUGCCGUAGGAGCAUAUUACCUUUUAACUGGAAGAAGUGAAGCUGCAAGGAGAUAUUUUGGGAAGGCAACUGGGAUUGACCGAGUAUAUGCCCCUGCUUGGCUUGGAUUUGCCCAUAGUUAUGCCAAUGAUGGUGAGCAUGACCAAGCAAUAUCAGCUUACUUUACUGCUUCAGAAUUAAUGCCUGGCUCACAUCUUCCUUAUUUCUACUUAGGGCUUGAGUACAUAACAACCAACAACAUUAAACUUGCUAGACAUUUCUUCAGGGAAGCAUUGAAAAUAUCACCAGAUGACCCAUUUGUUAAACAUGAACUUGGCUGCAUUGAUUACCAAAAUGGUAACUACAAGUCUGCAAAGAAAUACUUUGAGCAUGCCUUGAAAAGGCUUGAAAUAAUUUAUGGCAAUGUCAUACCAGAAGAAUGGGAACCACUUUUUAGCAAUUUAGGUCAUGUAUGUAGAAAGCUAGGUAAUUAUAAGAUUUCAUUACAUUACCACAAGACAGCUUUAAACAUUUGUCCUAACAAUGCCUCAACAUACUCAGCAAUUGGAUUGUCACAUUGUUAUCUUGGCAGCUAUGUAAAUGCGAUAUCUGCAUUCCACAAGGCACUUAGCAUUCACAGAGAUGAUACAAUAAGCCAAGAACUUCUUGUUUAUGCACUCAAUAAUGCAGCAGAAUCUCAAGUCACAACCAUAGACAGUUCGGAUGAUGAAGGUCUUGGAGAAGACACUGACAGGACUGCUGAGAAAUCAACCAUUGAUAUGGAUGAAUCUUCAAUGAUGGAGGAAGCUUGAAAACGGUACUUUAUUUCAACAAGUUUUAGUGAUAUGAAAUAUGUAUUUCCCUUGAAACUAUCAUGAGCUCUUCCAGAUCUACAAAUAGGAUUGAAGUAGUUCAGCUAAAAGAAUAGUUUUUUCUAGUGUAAAGCUAGUUUUUUCUUGCAUGUAUAUGAUAAGAAGCCAAAAUAACCAAUCAUUAUUUACAUUGAUGUUAUGGUAGCUUUAAAAUCACUUUUUAAACAUAAAUCUAUGGGAUUUUCUUGGAUUUUACAA
Molecule: messenger RNA, 2007 nt
Organism: Rhopilema esculentum
Lineage: Eukaryota; Metazoa; Cnidaria; Scyphozoa; Rhizostomeae; Rhizostomatidae
Product: cell division cycle protein 16 homolog
Biological process (GO): positive regulation of mitotic metaphase/anaphase transition; protein ubiquitination; cell division
Cellular component (GO): cytoplasm; anaphase-promoting complex
Molecular function (GO): protein binding
Source: RefSeq, a predicted model, not a curated record